AUGCUCCACCAUCUGAUGGUAGGCACCUGGACACCCCCGGGUGCCAUUUUCACCUUUCAAUUCGACGACGAGGCUCUGACCCUGAAAUUGAUCAAAAGAACUGAAAUUCCCAAAGAUGAGCCCAUCUCGUGGAUGACCUUCGACACCAUCUACGGAGCUGCCAUGAAGAAGUGGAACAGUUUUUCCGUCAAGAGUCCAACAGAGAUCGAACACACCGCUUCAUUCCCCAUGGAACACGACCCCAAGGCUUCUCAGGCAGAUACCAAAACUCGUGCGAUUUUUGUUCUGGCAGGCAAGAAGCCACCGUAUAACGUGUAUGGCAACCCCUUUUACGACCAUGCUGGCUCAGGAAACGUCUUCUCGGUGAACGAGAACGGAAGUCUCAAAGAGAAUACACAGAACUACGACUACUGCCCGCAAACAGCCAUCCAUGGCAUGGUCUUUGACCCUACGGAAACUUACCUCUACUCUGCGGAUAUGUGGGCAAACAGGGUCUGGUGCCACAAAAAGGACCCAGAGACUGGACACAUGACUACUGUCGGCAGUGUUGAUGCUCCUGCAGCAGGCGAUCACCCUCGCUGGGUCGAGAUGGCACCGAGUGGAAAGUAUCUUUAUGCCUUGAUGGAAGGCGGUAACAGACUUGGAGUGUACUCGAUAGACGAGGAGACUCAUAUGCCUGUCUAUACCAACAAGAUCUAUCCUCUUGUUCCUCCAGAGAACNNAGGCCAUCAGGAAAUCUACCCCAAGAUGUACCGCUCGGACGUUGUUUUCCUCUCAUCCAGCGGCAAAUAUCUGUUCGCGACGUCUAGAUCAAACUCUCCAGACUUGACUGGCUAUAUUGCAGCCUUCAAGCUGUCCGAGUCUGGUGACAUUGAGCGCCAGAUCUGUCUUAACCCUACACCUACAAGUGGCGGACACUCCAAUGCCGUCAGCCCUUGUCCUUGGAACGAUGAAUGGCUAGCUCUGACCGACGACGAAAAGGGCUUCAUCGAGAUCUACCGAUGGAACGAGGAGUUCCUCGGCCGUGUUGCUCAUUGUGAUGUCAAAGAGCCUGGCUUUGGCAUGAAUGCUAUUUGGUAUGACUAG
This is a messenger RNA of Aureobasidium uvarum, 1086 nucleotides long. The record is from the annotation of a GenBank genome assembly. Lineage: Eukaryota; Fungi; Ascomycota; Dothideomycetes; Dothideales; Saccotheciaceae.